AUGUGUGAAAUACCAGAUAACUGUCCUAGUCAGAAUGCUUCAGUGAGAGUUAAGAUAAUUUGUUUGGGAGACAGUGCUGUAGGAAAGUCAAAGUUGUUUGAAAGAUUUCUGAUGGACAACUAUCAGCAACACCAACUAUCAACCUAUGCUUUAAAUCUCUACAGAUAUUACACAGAAAUUGAAGGCAAAAAAAUUUUAGUCGAUUUCUGGGAUACUGCUGGACAAGAACGCUUUAAAAGUAUGCAUACCUCCUACUAUCAUCAAGCACAUGCAUGCAUCUUUGUAUUUGAUAUCACUCGAAAGAUCACCUACAGGAAUCUUGAUAAAUGGCUACAAGAUUUACGUGAAAAUCGACCAGAUAUCCCUUGUAUAUGUGUUGCUAAUAAGAUAGACGUUGAAGUAGAUAUGACAAAGAAGACAUUCAAAUUUCCAAAGAAAAACAAGAUGGCAUUUUAUUUUGUUUCAGCUUCAGACGGUACAAAUGUUGUAAAAGCCUUUCGUGAUGCUAUACGGGCUGCAGUUGCGUAUAAAGAAACUUCAACAGAUAUUAUAGAUCAAAUUAUGAAUGAGUUAGAGAAGACAGAAGAAGGAGCAUCUGAAGCGUCCGAAGAUAUUUCACUAGAUCAAGAUUGA
Messenger RNA from Trichobilharzia regenti, 633 nucleotides. NCBI's taxonomy places the organism in Eukaryota, Metazoa, Platyhelminthes, Trematoda, Strigeidida, Schistosomatidae. The record is from the annotation of a GenBank genome assembly.